Molecule: messenger RNA, 2206 nt
Organism: Linderina pennispora
Lineage: Eukaryota; Fungi; Kickxellomycota; Kickxellomycetes; Kickxellales; Kickxellaceae
Exons: 7
Coding region: 107-2077 (656 amino acids)
Biological process (GO): protein catabolic process; proteolysis
Cellular component (GO): mitochondrial matrix
Molecular function (GO): ATP binding; ATP hydrolysis activity
Source: RefSeq, a predicted model, not a curated record
CUCCUCUCUCCUCGCUCUACACUACCCACCCCACCAGCUAUUUUUCCCUCUUCCAAGCUAUAUAUUUCAUCCUUCUCUCUGUACUAUUGUAUUAUUCAGUCUUGAAAUGGCCAGUCGUCUUCUCUGCCAGAACCAUAUCGCCACAAGUCUCCUGAGGCACCAGGCUUCGCGUGCAUCCAGCAGGUUUGCCGCCCGCCACGCCGCAGCGCUGCUCAGCACAUCGGCAGCAGCACGCAAGGCCGGGCGCGAGUGGGAUUACAUUGAUGGGCCGCCAGCAUCCAAGACCAAGGCGGGCGGCAAAACCAAGGCGCCAGCACGCCUGGCGGCACGGGCGGGCGAUCAGUCCACGGGCAACCAUGACAACACGGCCCGCGGAACAGGCGGCUCGGAAUCCUCCGCGGGCGGUGCAGCACACACGCCGCAAGCAAACAACGGCAUGGAGCCAAUCAGCCCCCGCAUGAUUGUGCGGUACCUGGACGAGUAUGUUAUCGGGCAGGAGCGUGCAAAGAAGACGCUGGCGGUUGCGGUGUAUAACCACUAUAAUCGUGUGCGCGCGAAUACGCUCAAGCGGCAGCGCGAGCAGCUGUCUGCAGCCUUUGCUGCUGCGACCUCUGCGCCUGCAUCGGGCAAUCCCUUCCACCCUCCAACGCAGCAGCAUGGGUAUAUUGACCCGGCCACUGCCGACCGGCAACAAGGCCGCAAUGGUACUGGCAGCGCGUAUCCGAUACACCAGUAUCCAUUUGUCAAUCGCCCGUGGAAUGGAGCAUUUGAAAACAGCGGGCUGUUUAUUCAUGACACGCCUGGUGCCCUCUGUCCAGCCAACGUCCUCAAAUACCCUCGCCUGAAUCACCCCCUGCAGGCGCCUCCAAUACAGCCAAGAACGCUGCUGGCCAAGACGCUGGCGCAGGUGCUGGAUGUGCCAUUCUCGGCCGGGUACGUGGGCGAGGACGUCGAGAUGGUGAUCCAGCGGCUGCUGCAAAACUGCGACUACGACGUCGCACGUGCUGAGCAUGGCAUUGUGUUUAUUGAUGAGAUCGAUAAGAUCGCCCGCAAGCCCGACUCGUUCUCAAUGUCCAAAGAUGUGUCGGGCGAGGGCGUGCAGCAGGGCCUACUGCGCAUGCUCGAGGGCACUGUGGUGACAGUGACCGACAAGACUGGCCAUGGGAACAGCAGUGGCGGCGGAGCAGGUGGCCAUUCGCCGUUUUCGCCGACGGGACUCGGCUCAACCACGUCGCAGACGACGCAGCCGCCUGCUGCGCCUGGGGCAGCGCCCAGCAACAUGGGUGUGGGUGGGCCGCUGCGGCGAGGCGGGCCGAUGUCGAGUGCCUUUGGACCGCCAGGCAAUGGCGCACCGGGCGGCUUCGGCAGCGGGCUGGGCGGGCCGCUGGGCGGCGGAGGCGGCAAAGGCGAGGUGUACCAUGUCGACACCAGCAACAUCCUGUUUGUGCUCAGCGGUGCGUUCGUGGGCCUGGACAAAAUCGUGAUGGAGCGGGCGGCCAAGGCGUCGAUUGGGUUCGGCAACCCGGUGCGCCGUGCCGGCGACACCACAUCGCCGGUGGACUUGCAGAGCAUGAAUGUGUCGCCCGUGUACUUUAGCGACAGCGCGAGCCUCUCGGGCGGCUCGGCCUUCAUCGGCCGGCUGCCGGUGCUGACCUCUGUUGGCGCGCUGAACAAGGACUCGCUGGUGCGCGUGCUGGUCGAGCCCAAGAACGCCCUGGUGCGGCAGUACGAGGCGCUGCUGGCGCUCAGCGGCUCGCAGCUGCAUAUCACCAAGCAGGCGCUGUACACCAUUGCGCAGCAGGCCAUUGACAAGCAGACCGGCGCACGUGGGCUGAGGCGGAUCAUGGAGAAUCUGCUGCUGGAGCCCAUGUUUGACUGCCCGGGGUCGUCAGUGCGGCAUGUGGUGAUCGACUCAGAUGUCGCUGCGUUCAAGAAGCGGCCCAUGUACUUUAGCAAGAUCCAGGAGGCCGAUGUAGAGGCCGCCAUCUGGAACGACGAUGGCGCCAGCGGCCAGCAGCCGCAGCCAGAUGCCUCAGGCGAGGGUGCCAAGAAGCGGUCGGCUGCAUCGUCAGCGUGACUGGCUCGGUCGGCUCGGACCGGACUCGGCCCCCUGAUGCCCACAGCAUUUUUGUUUUUAUUUCGUUGUAGCGAACAUAUUUCCUCCUGUUUUCAAUUUUCUCCACUUUCAAGCUCAUUUGAACUUUUA